Messenger RNA from Mastomys coucha (southern multimammate mouse), 27813 nucleotides. It is a transcript of the gene Syne1, whose product is annotated as spectrin repeat containing nuclear envelope protein 1. Gene Ontology annotation, biological process: nuclear migration. The transcript has 147 exons. Gene Ontology annotation, cellular component: meiotic nuclear membrane microtubule tethering complex; nuclear outer membrane; cytoplasm. The record is from RefSeq and is a predicted model, not a curated record. Bases 574 to 27132 code for a protein of 8852 amino acids. Gene Ontology annotation, molecular function: actin filament binding. Lineage: Eukaryota; Metazoa; Chordata; Mammalia; Rodentia; Muridae.
AGACAGAAUCCGCUGGGGCGACCUCCGCUGGUGGCAGGAGCAGCAGCUGCAGGGGGCGGGAGGGGGGAGGCCUAACCCCCUGGUGUGCAGCUUGGAGGAGGGACGGAUCCUCCAGGCAGGGAGGGAGGGCAUAGUCACCAGCAGCCAGCGCAGAGCAGCGCGUGUGCGCCAACCCCAACACCGGCCCACACCGGGCUGGGAUUGUUGUACUCUGUCACCAGGGCAUCCUGGCUCCCGCAGCUCUGCGGACAGCGCCUGAGACCCGGCUACAAGGCCAGGGCUGCCGCGCACAGCCGGAGCCCUACGCAGCCGGGAAGAGGCGUUCGCUAGCGUCACCUCGCUGCUUGGAACCUGAACAAGGCCGGAUCAAGGUUCUUGAGACACUUAAGAAAAAGAGAAGAGCAUGAGGUUAACAGGAUUUACAGCAUCUCCUCGCUGAUCACCAUGAGUGCCUGAGAUUUGUCUGAGACUCGAUGGGUGUACACAAGACUGUGGAUGUUAUCUGAAGCAGCAUAAUAUUCCCCUGCACUGAGAUACUUCACUUGGUGCUGGUUCCAUGCUACAAGAAGGACCAUGGCAACUUCCAGAGCAUCUUCCAGGACCCAUCGGGACAUCACCAAUGUGAUGCAGAGGCUACAAGAUGAACAAGAGAUUGUACAGAAACGCACCUUCACAAAAUGGAUUAAUUCUCAUCUGGCCAAGCGGAAGCCUCCCAUGGUGGUGGAUGACCUUUUUGAAGACAUGAAAGAUGGCAUCAAGCUGCUUGCUCUACUGGAGGUCCUAUCUGGGCAGAAACUGCCUUGUGAGCAAGGGCACCGGGUGAAGCGCAUUCAUGCUGUAGCUAACAUUGGCACCGCACUCAAGUUCCUUGAAGGAAGGAAGUCCAUGUACAGAGGAUCACCGAUUAAAUUAGUCAACAUUAAUGCUACUGAUAUUGCUGAUGGCCGACCAUCAAUCGUUCUUGGGCUGAUGUGGACCAUUAUCCUGUAUUUCCAGAUAGAAGAGCUGACCAGCAACCUACCACAGCUGCAGUCUCUGUCUAGCAGUGCUUCCUCUGUGGACAGCAUGGUCAGCACUGAGACUGCCAGCCCACCCAGUAAACGAAAGGUAGCCACCAAGAUCCAGGGAAAUGCCAAGAAAACUCUGUUAAAGUGGGUCCAGCACACAGCAGGCAAGCAGAUGGGAAUAGAAGUGAAAGACUUCGGGAAGAGUUGGAGAACUGGGUUGGCCUUUCAUUCAGUCAUCCAUGCUAUCCGACCUGAGCUGGUGGACCUGGAGAAGGUGAAGAGUAGAUCUAACAGAGAAAACCUGGAGGAUGCCUUCACGAUUGCUGAAACACAACUAGGCAUCCCCAGACUGCUUGAUCCUGAAGACGUGGAUGUGGACAAGCCAGAUGAGAAGUCUAUUAUGACUUAUGUGGCCCAGUUCCUAACACAAUACCCUGAUAUUCAUGGUGCAGGCUGCGAUGUGCAAGAGAAUGAUGAAAUAUUUCCAGUUUACUCAUCUUUUGCAAAUUAUAUUCAAAACUCUAAGAGGGAUGACAGACUAAUUUUGAAGGAAACAAAAGUUUGGAUAGAACAAUUUGAGAGAGAUUUGACGAGGGCACAGAUGACCGAGUCAAAUCUGCAGGACAAAUAUCAGGCAUUUAAGCACUUCAGAGUUCAAUAUGAAAUGAAAAGGAAACAAGUGGAACAUAUGAUACAGCCAUUGCAAAGAGAUGGCAAACUGACCCUUGACCAAGCCUUGGUAAAGCAGUGCUGGGACAGAGUGUCAUCCAGGCUCUUCGAUUGGCAUAUACAGCUGGAUAAAUCUCUUCCUGCACCUCUGGGCACUAUAGGUGCUUGGCUGUACAGGGCAGAGGUGGCCCUGAGAGAAGAAAUCACCAUUCAGCAGGUCCACGAGGAAACAGCAAACACAAUCCAACGGAAACUUGAGCAACAUAAGGAUCUGCUUCAAAAUACAGAUGCCCACAAAAGAGCAUUCCAUGAAAUCUACCGGACCAGGUCUGUCAAUGGGAUCCCAAUGCCUCCUGAUCAGCUAGAGGACAUGGCUGAGAGGUUUCAUUUUGUGUCCUCCACAUCCGAGCUGCACUUGAUGAAAAUGGAGUUUCUCGAACUGAAGUACCGUCUGCUGUCCCUGCUAGUCCUCGCUGAGUCAAAGCUGAAGUCUUGGAUCAUCAAGUAUGGGAGGCGAGAGUCCGUGGAGCUGCUGCUGCAAAGCUAUAUCUCCUUUAUAGAAAACAGCAAGUUCUUUGAACAGUAUGAAGUGACAUACCAGAUCCUGAAACAGACAGCUGAGAUGUACAUCAAAGCAGACGGCUCAGUGGAAGAAGCUGAGAAUGUGAUGAAAUUCAUGAAUGAGACCACGGCCCAGUGGAGGAAUCUCUCAGUGGAAGUGCGCAGUGUGCGGAGCAUGCUGGAGGAGGUGAUCUCCAACUGGGAUCGCUAUGGUGAUACCGUGGCUAGUCUUCAAGCCUGGCUAGAAGAUGCGGAGAAAAUGCUAAGUCAGUCAGAAAAUGCCAAGAAGGAUUUUUUUCGAAAUUUGCCUCACUGGAUUCAGCAGCACACAGCCAUGAAUGAUGCUGGGAACUUCCUGAUUGAGACCUGUGACGAGAUUGUUUCCCGAGACCUUAAACAGCAGCUGCUCUUGCUGAACGGUCGGUGGAGGGAGCUCUUCAUGGAAGUCAAGCAGUAUGCAAGAGCAGACGAGAUGGACAAAAUGAAGAAAGAAUACACAGACAUCACUACCACGCUCUCUGGGUUUGCAACCGAAGCCCACAGGAAAAUCUCUGAGCCUUUAGAAGUCUCUUUCAUCAAUGUCAAGUUAUUAAUUCAAGACUUGGAGGAUAUUGAGAAGAGGGUGCCUGUGAUGGAUGCUCAGUACAAGAUGACUGCCAAGAAAGCACAUCUCAUUGCCAAAGAAAGUCCCAAAGAAGAAGCAAAUGAAAUGCUUACAACCAUGUCCAGGCUCAAAGAACAGCUAUCCAAGGUCAAAGAACGUUGCUCCCCACUGUUGUACGAGACCCGGCAACUGUCUGUUCCUUUGGAAGAACUGGAGAUGCAAAUCACAUCCUUCUACGACUCACUUGGAAAAAUCAAUGAGAUUCUAUCAGUUCUUGAGCAAGAAGCACAAUCUAGUGCUCUUUUUAAGCAAAAACACCAGGAACUGUUAGCUUGUCAAGAGAACUGUAAGAAAUCCCUGACACUCAUCGAGAAGGGCAGCCAAAGUGUUCAGAAGCUCGUGACUGUGAGCCAGCCACUAAAGCACUGGGAUCACACAAAACUGCAGAAGCAGAUAGCAGAUGUCCAUCAUGCAUUCCAGAAUAUGAUCAAGAAAACUGGAGACUGGAAGAAGCACGUGGAAGCCAACAGCCGUUUGAUGAAGAAAUUUGAGGAGUCUCGGGCAGAGUUGGAGAAGGUGCUCAAGGUUGCUCAGGAGGGCCUAGAGGAGAAGGGGGACCCUGAGGAACUCCUUCGGAGACACACAGAAUUCUUCAGCCAGCUGGACCAGAGGGUCCUCAAUGCUUUCCUAAAAGCCUGUGAUGAGCUAACUGACAUCCUCCCAGAGCAGGAGCAGCAAGGCCUGCAGGAGGCUGUUCGAAAGCUACACAAACAGUGGAAGGAUCUCCAGGGAGAGGCGCCUUAUCAUUUGCUCCAUCUGAAAAUCGCUGUGGAGAAGGACAGAUUCUCAGCUGCUGUGGAAGAGUGCAGAGCUGAGCUGGAGCGAGAGACCAGGCUGGCUCCUCAAGAAGGCAGCGAGAAGAUCAUCAAGGAACACAGGGUUUUCUUCAGUGACAAAGGUCCUCACCAUCUCUGUGAGAAGAGACUACAGCUCAUAGAGGAACUGUGUGUGAAACUCCCAGUCCGGGACCCAGUAAGGGACACAUCUGGAGCCUGUCACACAGCUCUCAAAGAGCUCAAAGCUUCCAUUGACAACACUUACAUGAUGCUUAUAGAUGACCCAGACAAGUGGAAGGACUACACGAGCAGGUUUUCUGAAUUCUCCUCUUGGAUGUCUGCAAAGGUGGCACGGUUGAAGAAAAUCAAGGAUGAGCCCAUUGACACUGGCAACCAUGAUGAGGUUAAGGAUGUGGUAGAUGAGAUCAGAAAUGACAUUACGAAGAAGGGAGAGAUUCUCAGCUGGCUGAAAUCCAGUCUUAAGCAUUUGAUUGACGUUUCUUCAGAGAAUGAAGCCCAAAAGCGAGGAAACGAGCUGGCAGAACUAUCGAGCUCUUUUAAGGCUCUUGUGGCUUUACUGUCAGAGGUUGAAAAAAUGCUAAGCAACUUUGGAGAAUGCGUUCAGUACAAAGAAAUUGUGAAAAGUUCCCUUGAGGGGUUGAUGUCGGGCUCCCAAGAAAGCAAGGAAGAGGCUGAGGUGAUCCUAGACACAGAAAAUCUGUUUGAGGCACAGCAGUUGCUCCUACAUCACCAGCAAAAGACAAAGAUGAUCUCAGCGAAGAAGAGAGACCUCCAGCAGCAGAUGGAGCAGGCGCAGCAGGGUGGGCAGGCAGGCCCAGGUCAAGAGGAGCUGCGGAAGCUGGAGAGCACCCUUACAGGCCUGGAGCAGAGCAGGGAGAGGCAGGAACGUCGUAUCCAGGUCAGCUUGAGGAAAUGGGAGCGGUUUGAGACAAACAAGGAGACGGUGGUCAGAUAUCUUUUUCAGACAGGUUCCAGCCACGAACGAUUCCUGAGCUUUAGCAGUUUGGAAAGCCUGUCAUCAGAGUUGGAGCAGACAAAGGAGUUUUCUAAAAGGACAGAAAGUAUUGCCACCCAGGCUGAGAACCUUGUCAAGGAAGCCGCAGAGAUGCCACUGGGGCCCAGGAACAAGCACCUGCUUCAGCAACAGGCCAAGUCGAUCAAGGAGCAGGUCAAAACCCUAGAAGACACACUCGAAGAAGAUAUUAAAACCAUGGAAAUGGUGAAAUCCAAGUGGGAUCAUUUUGGCAAUAAUUUUGAGAGCCUGUCCAUCUGGAUAACGGAGAAAGAAAAUGAACUCAAUUCCUUGGAAGCAUCAGCAUCUGCCACGGACGUGCAGAUCAGCCAAAUCAAGGUCACAAUUCAAGAAAUAGAAAGUAAAGUUGACAGCAUUGUAGGGCUAGAAGAAGAAGCCCAGUCCUUUGCCCAGUUCAUCACCACAGGAGAGUCUGCUCGCAUCAAAGCCAAGUUGACACAGAUAAGAAGAUACUGGGAGGAGCUCAAAGAGCACGCACGGGGCCUGGAAGGGACAAUCCUGGGUCACCUAUCACAGCAGCAAAAGUUUGAAGAGAAUCUUAGAAAGAUCCGACAAUCUGUGUCUGAAUUUGUGGAAAGGCUGGCUGAUCCGAUUAAAAUAUGUUCCUCAGCUGCAGAGACAUACAAAGUUCUCCAAGAGCAUAUGGAUCUCUGUCAAGCCCUAGAGUCCCUCAACAGCGCAGUUACCAUGUUCUCAGCCAGUUCCCAGAAGAUGGUAAACAGAGAGUCCUGCACUCAGGAGGCUGCAGGCCUACAGCAACAGUAUGAGGAGAUACUACACAAAGCCAAAGAGAGGCAGAAGGCACUGGAGGACCUACUGGCUCACUGGCAGAGGUUGGAAAAGGGACUAUCGCCCUUCAUGACCUGGUUAGAGCGAUGUGAAGCCAUAGCUAGUUCACCAGAAAAGGACAUUUCUGCAGACAGAGUCAAAGUAGAAAGUGAACUGCAAUUAAUACAGGCCCUGCAAAAUGAAGUUGUGUCCCAGGCCUCACUCUAUAGCAAUCUCCUGCAGCUGAAGGAAGCCCUGUUCUCAGCAGCCUCCAAAGAGGACGUGGCAAUGAUGAAGCUGCAGUUGGAACAGCUGGAUGAACGCUGGGAUGACUUACCGCAGAUAAUCAGCAAAAGGAUGCACUUCCUCCAGUCCGUGCUGGCUGAGCACAAGCAGUUUGAUGAACUGCUAUUCUCCUUCUCUGUCUGGAUUAAGCAGUUUCUCAGCGAAUUGCAAAGGACUUCAGAGAUAAAUUUAAGGGACCAUCAAGUGGCUCUUACUCGGCACAAGGACCAUACUGCAGAAGUAGAGAAGAAAAGAGGAGAAGUAAAGCACCUUCAAGAUCACAUAGUGCAGUUGAGGAGUCUGGGCAGAACCGAGGACCUUCACCCACUCCAGAGCAAGGCAGACGACUGCUUCCAACUCUUCGAAGAGGCCAACCAGAUAGUGGAGAGGCGGAAGCUGGCUCUGGCACAGCUAGCAGAAUUCCUCCAGAGCCAUGCCUGCGUGUCCACUCUUCUCCACCAGCUCAGGCAGACAGUGGAGGCCACCAAAAGCAUGAGUAAGAAGCAGUCUGACUCCCUCAAAAGGGACCUUCAGGAUGCCAUUCAAGAUGUGAAAACAUUAGAAUCCAGUGCUAUAGGUCUUGAUGGCACCCUGGCCAAGGCCCAGUGCCACCUGAAAAGUGGGAGCCCUGAGCAAAGGACCUCCUGCAGAGCCACCACCGACCAGCUCUCUUUAGAAGUAGAGAGAAUCCAGAACCUUCUGGGAACCAAGCAGAGUGAGGCGGACGCCCUGGUGGCAUUGAAAGAAGCAUUCCAGGAGCAGAAAGAAAAGCUGCUGAGAAGCAUUGAGGACAUAGAGGAGAGGACGGACAGGGAGCGGUUAAAAGAGCCCACCCGCCAGGCUCUGCAGCAUAGGUUGAGAGUGUUCAACCAGCUGGAGGAUGAACUAAACUCCCGUGAGCAUGAGCUCUGCUGGCUUAAAGACAAAGCAAAACAAAUCGCCAGGAAGGACGUUGCGUUUGCACCCGAAGUGGAUAGGGAGAUAAACCGCUUAGUGGCAACCUGGGACGACACUAAAAGACUAAUUCAUGAAAACCAGGGCCAGUGCUGUGGACUCAUUGACUUAAUAAGAGAAUAUCAGAAUUUGAAAUCAGCAGUGUGUAAAGUUCUGGAAGAUGCAAGCAAUGUCGUUGCGAUGAGAGCUUCCAUAAAGGACCAGAAGGACCUUAAGUGGGCUUUUUCCAAGCAUGAAACUGCCAGGAAUGAGAUGAAUUCUAAACAGAAAGAGUUGGAUAGUUUUACCAGCAAAGGCAAACACCUGUUAUCCGAGCUGAAAAAAAUCCACAGUGGAGAUUUCAGCCUUAUCAAGACAGACAUGGAGAGCACCCUGGACAAGUGGCUGGAUGUAUCAGAAAGAAUUGAGGAAAACAUGGACAGGCUGAAAGUGAGCCUGUCCACCUGGGAUGAUGUUCUUUCAAGUAAAGAUGAGAUAGAAGGAUGGUCCAACAGCUCUCUCCCACAGCUGGCAGAAAACAUCAGCGACCUAAGCAAUAGUCUCAGAGCUGAGGAAUUCCUGAAAGAACUGGAGUCUGAAGUUAAAAACAAAACCUUAAAACUAGAAGAACUGCACUCCAAAAUCAACAAUCUUAAAGAACUAACGAAAAACCCAGAAACACCAACAGAACUUCAGUUUAUAGAAGCAGACUUGAGGCAGAAGCUGGAACACGCCAAAGAGAUCACCGAGGAAGCAAAGGGAACCCUGAAGGAUUUCACAGCUCAGAGUACACAAGUGGAGAGAUCUGUCAAGGACAUCACAGCGUGGCUCAUCACUGUGGAGGAAUCUUUGACCAGAUGUGCCGAAACGGGGACUUGUGACGGGCUGAAGAAAGUCAAGGACAUACGAAAAGAACUUCAAAGUCAACAAAACAGCAUCAUCUCCACCCAAGAAGAGCUCAACACUCUGUGCCGGAAGUACCACUCUGUGGAGUUGGAGAGCCUGGGCAGGGCAAUGACUGGGCUAAUAAAGAAACAUGAAGCCACAAGCCAGCUGUGCUCCCAAACCCAGGCCAGCAUACAGGACUCUCUGGAAAAACACUUCAGUGGGUCUAUGAAAGAAUUCCAAGAAUGGUUUUUAGGAGCAAAAGCAGCAGCCAGAGAAUCUUCUAAUCUAACUGGUGACAGCCAAGUUCUUGAAGCCAGGCUCCACAAUCUUCAGGGUGUCCUGGGUUCACUCAGUGAUGGGCAAAGCAAGCUGGAUGCAGUGACACAAGAAGGACAAACUCUGUACGCACAUCUGCCCAAGCAGAUUGUUAGCAGCAUCCAGGAGCAAAUCACAAAAGCCAACGAAGAAUUCCAAGCUUUCCUGAAACAAUGCCUUAAAGAUAAGCAGGCUCUCCAGGACUGUGUUUCAGAGCUGGGGAGCUUUGAGGACCAGCACAGAAAACUGAACUUAUGGCUCCAUGAGAUGGAGGAAAGGUUAAACACAGAAAACUUGGGGGAGAGCAAACACCAUAUUUCCGAGAAGAAAAACGAAAUCCACAAAGUGGAGAUGUUCCUGGGAGAACUUCUGGCUGCCAGAGAGUCCCUCGAUAAACUCUCCCAGAGAGGGCAGUUUCUCAGCGAAGAAAGCCACGGUGCAGGGAAGGGAGGCCGCCGGAGUACCCAGCUCCUCACCAGCUACCAGAACCUUCUCAGAAUUACCAAGGAGAGGCUGCGCAGCUGUCAGCUGGCCCUGCAGGAGCACGAGGCUCUGGAAGAAGCCAUGCAGAGCAUGUGGUCUCGGGUGAAGGAUGUGCAAGACAGGUUGGCUUGUGCAGAGAGCACUCUUGGGAACAAGGAGAUGUUGGAGGGGCGAUUGUCACAGAUCCAGGACAUUCUCCUUAUGAAAGGUGAAGGAGAAGUGAAGUUGAACCUGGCCAUUGGCAAAGGGGACCAGGCCUUAAGAAGCAGCAACAAGGAGGGUCAGCAGGCGAUUCAGGAGCAGCUGGAGAUGCUUAAAAAGGCAUGGGCUGACGUCAUGAGUUCGGCUGUCCAUGCGCAAAGCACCCUGGAGUCUGUGAUUGACCAGUGGAGUGACUAUCUAGAGAAGAAAAGCCAGUUGGAGCAGUGGAUGGAGUCAGCAGACCAGAAAGUCGAGCAUCCUUUACAGCUGCAGCCAGGGCUCAAGGAGAAAUUUUCCUUGCUGGACCACUUUCAGUCCAUCGUGUCUGAGGCAGAGGAUCACACAGCAGCUCUGCAGCAACUAGCAGCAAAGUCCAGGGAGCUGUUCCAGAAGACUCAGGAUGAGUCCUUCAAAGAGGCUGGCCAGGAGGAGCUGAGAACACAGUUUCAGGACAUAACGACCGUGGCCAAGGAGAAAAUGAGGACAGUGGAGGACCUUGUAAAAGACCACCUCAUGUACUUAGAUGCUGUCCAGGAAUUCACAGAUUGGCUCCACUCAGCAAAGGAAGAGCUUCACCGCUGGUCGGACACAUCUGGGGAUUCAUCAGCUACCCAGAAAAAGCUGUUGAAAAUCAAGGAGCUGAUAGAUUCCAGAGAGAUCGGUGCAGGCCGCCUAAGCAGAGUGGAAUCACUGGCCCCAGCUGUGAAACAGAACACAGCUGCCAGUGGGUGUGAGCUUCUGAACUCGGAGGUGCAGGCCCUGCGCGCCGACUGGAGGCAGUGGGAAGACUGUCUCUUCCAAGCACAGAGCAGCCUGGAGAACUUGGUCAGUGAAAUGGCUCUCUCGGAGCAGGAGUUCUUGAGCCAAGUGACCCAACUCGAGCAGGCUCUGGAACGGUUCAGCACCCUUCUGAAAACCUGGGCCCAGCAGCUCACCCUCCUGGAAGGCAAGAACACCGACGAGGAGAUAGUGGAAUGCUGGCACAAAGGACAAGAGAUCCUGGGUGCUCUACAAAAGGCAGAGCCUAUGACAGAGGAUCUCAAGUCUCAGUUGAAUGAACUAUGCCGGUUUUCCAGAGACCUGAGUCCAUACAGUGGGAAAGUCUCAGGCUUAAUUAAAGAAUAUAACUGUCUCUGUCUGCAAGCUUCCAAGGGCUGCCAGAAUAAAGAACAGAUUUUGCAAGAAAGAUUUCGGAAGGCCUCUAGGAGCUUCCAGCAGUGGUUGGUUAAUGCAAAAAUCACCACUGCCAAGUGUUUCGAUCUACCUCAGAAUCUUAAUGAAGUUUCUUCCAGUCUUCAGAAGAUCCAGGAGUUUCUGUCAGAAAGUGAAAAUGGGCAACAUAAGCUAAACAUGAUGCUGUCCAAAGGAGAGCUACUGAGCUCUCUGCUGACCAAAGAGAAAUCACAAGCUGUCCAGGCCAAAGUCCUAACCGCAAAAGAAGACUGGAAAAAUUUUCAUGCAAAUCUCCACCAAAAGGAGUUGGCCCUGGAGAAUCUGAAGAUCCAGAUGAAAGACUUUGAGGUGAGCGCAGAACCUGUGCAGAACUGGCUGAGUAAAACGGAGAGGCUGGUGCAGGAAAGCAGCAAUCGCCUCUAUGACCUGCCCGCCAAGAGGAGAGAACAACAGAAGCUGCAGUCUGUCCUUGAGGAGGUACAGUGCUACGAGCCUCAGCUCCACAGGCUGAAGGAGAAAGCUCGGCAGCUGUGGGAGGGACAAGCUGCAAGCAAGAGCUUUGUGCACAGAGUGUCGCAGCUGUCUUCUCAGUAUCUAGCGCUAAGCAAUGUAACCAAGGAGAAAGUGUCCAGGCUGGACAGAAUUGUUGCUGAGCACAGCCAGUUCUCCCUGGGCAUUAAAGACCUGCAGGACUGGAUGUCGGAUACACUUCACAUGCUGGAUUCGUACUGCCUCCCCACGUCGGAUAAAAGUGUGCUGGAUGGCAGAAUGCUCAAGCUGGAGGCUCUGUUGUCAGCAAGACAGGAAAAAGAGAUACAGUUGAAAAUGAUCGUGACCCGGGGGGAGUACGUUCUGCAGAGUACGUCUCCGGAAGGCAGCCCUGCUGUUCAUCAGCAGCUGCAGGCUGUGAAGGAUAUGUGGGAAUCGCUCUUGUCUGCAACAAUUCGAUGUAAGAGUCAGCUAGAAGGAGCGCUCUCAAAGUGGACAAGUUAUCAGGAUGAUGUGCGGCAGUUCUCCAGCUGGAUGGAUGGUGUGGAAGUCAGCCUGACCGAAUUGGAAAGACAGCACACAGAGCUACGAGAGAAAGUAACUUCUCUGGGAAAAGCCAAGCUAUUAAAUGAGGAAGUGUUGAGUCACAGCAGCCUGCUGGAGACCAUUGAAGUCAAGAGGGCAGCCAUGACAGAGCAUUACGUCACCCAGUUAGAACUGCAGGAUCUGCAGGAACGGCACCAAGCCCUCAAAGAGAAGGCCAAGGAAGCAGUUACGAAGUUGGAAAAGCUGGUCCACCUUCACCAAGAGUAUCAGAGAGACCUAAAGGCAUUUGAAAGUUGGCUGGGACAAGAACAAGAGAAACUUGACCGAUGCUCAGUGCUUGAGGGCGACCCCAACACCCAUGAGACAACAUUGCGAGAUCUUCAGGAGCUUCAAGUGCGCUGUGCCGAGGGUCAGGCCCUGCUGAACUCAGUACUUCAUACCAGGGAGGAUGUGAUCCCAUCAGGCCUCCCCCAGGCAGAAGACAGAGUGCUGGAGUCUCUUCGUCAGGACUGGCAGGUUUACCAGCACAGGCUGGCUGAGACCCGGAUGCAGUUCAACAACGUUGUGAACAAACUGAGACUGAUGGAGCAGAAGUUCCAGCAAGCUGACGAAUGGCUCAAAAGAAUGGAGGAGAAAGUUAGUGUCAGGAGCGGAAGCCAGAGCAGCCGGUCCACCAAGGAGAUCCAGUUGCUUCAGCUGAAGAAGUGGCAUGAAGACCUGUCAGUGCACAGAGAUGAGGUUGAGGAGGUGGGAACCAGAGCACAGGAGAUCCUGGAUGAGUGCCAUGUAAGCAGCAGGAUGGGCUGCCAGGCUACCCAGCUGACUUCCCGGUACCAGGCCCUGCUGCUCCAAGUGCUGGAGCAAAUAAAAUUCUUAGAAGAGGAAAUCCAGUGUCUGGAGGAGACAGAAUCUUCCCUCAGUUCCUAUUCAGAUUGGUAUGGCUCCACUCAUAAAAACUUCAAGAACGUGGCUACCAAAAUCGAUAAAGUUGAUGAAGCCAUGAUGGGGAAAAAAUUGAAGACAUUGGAGGUUUUAUUAAAAGACAUGGAGAAGGGCCACAGUUUGCUGAAAUCAGCUCGAGAGAAAGCAGAGAGGGCUGUGAAAUUCCUGGAGGAGCGUGAGGCCGACACACUGAGGAAGGAGAUCCACACCCACAUGGAGCAGCUGAAGAACUUGACGAGCACCGUCCGGAAGGAGCACAUGAGCCUGGAGAAGGGCCUUCACUUAGCUAAAGAGUUCUCAGAUAAAUACAAAGUACUGACCCGGUGGAUGGCAGAAUACCAGGAAAUCCUGUGCACUCCUGAAGAACCCAAAAUGGAGCUAUAUGAGAAAAAAGCACAGUUAUCCAAAUACAAGUCACUACAACAAAUGGUGCUGUCCCAUGAGCCAUCCGUGAACUCGGUGCAAGAGAAGGGUGAGGCACUUCUGGAACUGGUACAGGAUCAGACCUUAAAGGACAAGAUACAAAAACUUCAAAGGGACUUUCAGGACCUCUGCAGCGUAGGAAAGGAACGUGUCUUUAGUCUGGAAGCAAAAGUCAGAGAGCAAGAAGACUACAAUACUGAGCUUCAAGAGGUGGAGAAGUGGCUGCUUCAGAUGUCUAGCCGGCUGGUGGCACCUGACCUUUUGGAGACGAGCAGCCUAGAGACCAUUACUCAGCAGCUAGCCCAUCAUAAGGCAAUGAUGGAAGAAAUAGCAGGUUUUGAAGACCGCCUGGACAACCUUAAAACCAAAGGGGACACUUUGAUUGGCCUGUGCCCAGACCACUUGCAAGCAAAGCAGAAGCAAAGUGUGCAAGCUCACCUGCAGGGCACGAAGGACAGUUACUCAGCCAUCUGCAGCACAGCCCAGAGGGUAUACCGCAGCUUGGAAUAUGAACUUCAGAGGCAUGUCAGCAGGCAAGACACUCUGCAGCAGUGCCAGGCAUGGCUUUCUGCAGUCCAGCCAGACCUGAAGCCCAGCCCGCAGCCACCUCUCAGCCGGGCGGAAGCUGUUAAGCAGGUCAAACACUUCAGAGCUUUGCAAGAACAGGCAAGGACCUACUUGGAUCUCCUCUGCUCCAUGUGUGACUUGUCAAACUCUUCAGUGAAAAACACAGCAAAAGACAUUCAGCAAACAGAGCAGCUGAUUGAACAAAGGCUGGUCCAAGCCCAGAACUUAACUCAGGGCUGGGAAGAGAUCAAGAACCUGAAGGCUGAGCUCUGGAUUUACCUACAGGAUGCUGACCAACAGCUGCAGAACAUGAAGAGGAGGCAUGCUGAGUUGGAGAUAAAUAUUGCUCAGAACAUGGUCUUGCAAGUGAAGGAUUUUGUUAAGCAGCUACAGUUGAAGCAGGCCUCUGUGAGCACCAUCGCAGAAAAGGUGGACCAGCUAACCAAGAGCCAGGAGUCCCCAGAGCACAAGGAAAUAACCCACCUGAAUGACCAAUGGCAAGACCUUUGCCUCCAGUCUGACAAGCUAUGUGCGCAGAGAGAACAGGACCUUCAGAGAACCAGCAGUUACCACGACCACAUGAGUAUCGUUGAAGCUUUCCUUGAAAAGUUUACUACAGAAUGGGACAACCUGGCCAGAUCUAAUGCAGAAAGCACAGCUGUCCACUUGGAGGCUUUGAAGAAGUUAGCCUUGGCCUUGCAGGAGAAAAAGUAUGCCAUUGAUGACCUGAAAGACCACAAACAGAAACUGAUAGAGCAGCUGAAUGUUGAUGACAGGGAGCUGGUAAGAGAACAGACCAGUCACUUCGAGCAACGGUGGUUUCAGCUCGAGGACCUUGUCAAAAGGAAAAUCCAGGUGUCGGUCACCAACUUGGAGAAAUUAAAUGUGGUCCAAUCCAGAUUCCAGGAGCUGAUGGAGUGGGCUGCAGAGCAGCAGCCUAACAUUGCGGAGGCCCUGAAGCAGAGCCCACCUCCUGGCAUGGCUCAGCAUCUCCUCAUGGACCACCUGGCCAUCUGCAGCCAGCUGGAAGCCAAACAGGUACUCCUCAAGUCCCUGAUGAAGGACGCAGAUUGUGUGAUGGCUGACCUCGGUCUCAAUGAACGUAAGAUGAUCCAGAAGGCGCUCUCAGAGGCGCAGAAGCAUGUGAGUUGUCUCAGCGACUUAGUGGACCAACGAAGAAAGUACUUGAACAAGGCCUUGUCUGAGAAAACCCAGUUUCUCAUGGCAGUCUUUCAGGCCACCAGCCAAAUCCAGCAACAUGAGCGAAAGAUCAUGUUCCGGGAAUAUAUCUGCCUACUUCCGGAUGACGUGAGCAAGCAGGUCAAAACGUGUAAGACUGCCCAGGCCAGCCUCAAGACUUACCAAAAUGAGGUCACUGGACUUUGGGCCCAGGGUCGCGAAUUAAUGAAAGGAAUAACAGAGCAAGAACGGGACGAGGUGCUGGGGAAGCUCCAGGAGUUACAGACAGUCUAUGACACCGUUUUGCAAAAAUGCAGUCACAGGUUGCAAGAACUAGAGAAGAGUCUGGUUUCUAGAAAGCAUUUUAAGGAAGAUUUUGAUAAAGCCUGCCACUGGCUUAAACAAGCGGACAUUGUCACGUUUCCUGAGAUCAAUCUCAUGAACGAGAGGGUUGAGCUCCACACUCAACUGGACAAAUACCAAAGCAUUCUGGAGCAAUCUCCUGAGUAUGAAAACCUCCUGCUCACACUGCAGACGACUGGGCAGGCCAUGCUACCAUCACUCAAUGAAGUUGAUCACUCCUACCUCAGUGAAAAACUCAAUGCUCUGCCCCAACAAUUCAAUGUCAUUGUCGCCUUGGCUAAGGAUAAAUUCUAUAAAAUCCAGGAAGCAAUUCUGGACCGAAAGGAAUAUGCUUCUUUGAUCGAGUUGACAACGCAGUCUCUGGGUGACCUGGAAGACCAGUUCCUAAAGAUGAGGAAAAUGCCUUCAGACUUGAUUGUGGAGGAGAGUGUGUUACUUCAAGAGAGCUGCAGAACUCUUCUGGGUGAGGUGGUGGCCCUAGGGGAAGCUGUGAAUGAACUGAACCAGAAAAAAGAGAGUUUUCGCAGCACAGGUCAGCCUUGGCAGCCAGAGAAGAUGCUACAGCUGGCCACAAUGUAUCAUAGGCUGAAGCGGCAAGCAGAGCAAAGGAUCAGUUUAUUGGAAGACACCACUAACGCUUACAAAGAGCACGCACAGAUGUGCCAUCAGCUAGAGAGUCAGCUGGAAGUCGUGAAAAGAGAGCAGGCCAAAGUGAACGAGGAAACGCUGCCUGCAGAGGAGAAGCUCAAGGUGUACCACUCGCUGGCAGGCAGCCUGCAGGACUCAGGAAUUCUGCUCAAACGAGUGACCGCACACCUGGAAGAUCUUUCUCCACACCUGGAUCCCACGGCUUAUGAGAAAGCCAAGGGUCAGGUCCAGUCCUGGCAGGAGGAACUAAAACAGAUGACAUCGGACGUCGGGGAGAUGGUGACCGAGUGUGAGAGCAGGAUGGUACAGAGCAUAGACUUCCAGACUGAGAUGAGCCGUUCCCUGGACUGGCUUCGGAGGGUGAAGGCAGAGCUCAGUGGGCCAGUGUGCCUUGACCUCAGCCUCCAAGACAUACAGGAGGAGAUCAGAAAGAUCCAGAUCCACCAGGAAGAGAUCUUGUCCAGCCUGAGGAUAAUGAGUGCUUUGAGUCACAAGGAGCAGGAGAAGUUCACCAAAGCCAAGGAGCUGAUUUCUGCAGACUUGGAACAUACCCUGGCUGAGCUCCGGGAGCUAGAUGGAGACGUGCAGGAAGCGCUGCAUACUCGGCAGGCAACCUUGACCGAAAUAUACAGUCUGUGUCAAAGGUAUUAUCAAGUGUUCCAAGCAGCUAAUGAUUGGCUUGAGGAUGCCCAAGGAAUGUUACAGCUGGCAGGCAAUGGCCUAGAUGUUGAGAGUGCGGAGGAAAACCUCAAAAGUCACAUGGAAUUUUUCAAAACAGAGGGUCAGUUCCACAGCAACAUGGAGGAGCUCCAAGGUCUUGUGGCCAAGCUGGACCCACUCAUUAAGCCGACCGGAAAGGAAGAGCUGGCACAGAAGAUGGCUUCCCUGGAAAAGAGGAGUCAGGGGAUCAUCCAGGACUCCCACACCCAGCGGGACCUCCUGCAGAGAUGUAUGGUUCAGUGGCAAGAGUAUCAGAAAGCCAGGGAAGGGGUUAUUGAGUUGAUGAAUGAUGUGGAAAAGAAGCUAUCGGAGUUUGCGGUGUUGAAGACAUCUUCCAGCCACGAAGCCAAAGAAAAGCUGACGAAGCACAAGGCUUUAGUGUCUAUAGUUGACUCUUUCCAUGAGAAAAUUGUGGCUCUGGAGGAAAAGGCAUCGCAACUAGAGCAAACCGGAAACGAUGCGAACAAAGCGACCCUAAGCAGGUCGAUGACCACUGUCUGGCAGCGCUGGACGCGUCUCCGUGCUGUGGCCCAGGACCAGGAGAAGAUUCUGGAAGAUGCAGUAGAUGAGUGGAAGCGCUUGAGCGCUAAGGUCAAAGAAACCACUGAAAUGAACAAUCAACUCCAAGGUAGAUUACCUGGAAGUUCAACAGAGAAAGCCUCAAAAGCAGAACUCAUGACCCUCCUUGAAAGUCACGACACUUAUUUGAUGGAUCUGGAGCGUCAGCAGCUGGCCUUGGGUGUGCUACAGCAGCGAGCCUUAAGCAUGCUACAAGACGGAGCCACCCCUGGAUCUGAGGAAGAGGUGCCCAUCCUGCAGGAAAUCACUGCGCUGCAAGAUCAGUGUCUCAACAUGCAGGAGAAAGUGAAGAAUCAUGGUAAACUCGUAAAGCAGGAGCUCCAAGAACGGGAAGCAGUGGAGACUCGCAUUAAUUCUGUGAAGUCUUGGGUUCAAGAAACGAAGGACUAUUUGGGCAAUCCAACAAUAGAGAUCGACACACAACUAGAAGAACUGAAGAGCCUCCUAGCUGAAGCCACCAGCCAUCGAGAGAGAAUUGAGAAAAUUGCAGAAGAACAGAAGAAUAAGUACUUGGGUCUCUAUACUAUCUUACCAUCUGAAAUCUCCCUCCAGUUAGCUGAGGUUACACUGGACCUACAGAUCCAUGAUCAGAUCCAAGAGAAGGUACAAGAAAUUGAGCAGGGCAAGGCCACGAGCCAGGAGUUUGGCCGCCAGAUCCAGAAGGUCACCAAAGACCUCACAACCAUCCUAACAAAGCUGAAAGCCAAAACCGACGAUCUAGUUCAAGCGAAGGCUGAACAGAAGAUGCUGGGUGAAGAGUUAGAUGGCUGCAAUUCUAAGUUAAUGGAGUUAGAUGCUGCUAUACAGACAUUCUCGGAACAGCACAGUCAACUGGGCAAGCCACUGGCCAAGAAGAUAGGAAAGCUGACUGAACUCCACCAGCAAACCAUCAGGCAGGCUGAGAACCGGCUGUCCAAGCUCAACCAGGCAUUAUCCCACAUGGAUGAGUACAAUGAAAUGCUUGAGUCCAUUCAGAAAUGGAUCGAGAAAGCUAAAGUCUUGGUGCAUGGAAACAUCGCCUGGAAUUCAGCAAGCCAGCUCCGAGAACAGUACAUCUUGCACCAGACACUGUUAGAAGAAUCUGAUGAAAUUGACAGUGACCUGGAAACAAUGGCUGAGAAAGUGCAAUACCUUGCCAGCGUGUACUGUACAGGAAAGUUAUCACAGCAAGUGACACAGAUUGGACGGGAGACAGAGGAGUUACGGCAGGCGAUCAGAGUUCGUUUGCGGAGCCUCCAAGAUGCAGCCAAGGACAUGAAAAAGUUUGAAGGAGAGCUAAGAAACUUGCAGGUGGCUUUGGAACAAGCCCAGACGAUUCUGACUUCUCCAGAAGUGGGGCGCCUUAGUCUCAAGGAGCAGCUGUCCCAUCGACAGCAUCUGCUGUCUGAGAUGGAGUCACUGAAGCCAAAGGUGCAAGCCGUACAGCUCUGCCAGAGUGCUCUCCGGAUCCCUGAGGACGUAGUUGCCAGCUUGCCUCUGUGCCACGCUGCCCUGCGGCUGCAAGAGGAAGCCAGUCAACUGCAGCACACGGCCAUCCAGCAGUGCAACAUCAUGCAGGAGGCUGUGGUGCAGUAUGAACAGUACAAGCAGGAAAUGAAGCAUCUUCAGAAGCUGAUAGAAGGGGCUCACAGAGAGAUUGAGGACAAACCUGUGGCCACCAGUAAUAUCCAGGAGCUCCAGGCACAGAUCUCUCGGCAUGAGGAGCUGGCUCAGAAAAUCAAGGGCUACCAGGAGCAGAUCGACUCUUUGAAUUCUAAAUGCAAGAUGCUGACGAUGAAAGCCAAGCACGCUACGAUGCUGCUGACCGUGACCGAGGUCGAGGGACUGGCUGAAGGGACCGAGGACCUGGACCGUGAGCUCCUCCCUACGCCUUCAGCCCACCCCUCCGUGGUCAUGAUGACUGCAGGUCGCUGUCACACUCUGCUGUCACCUGUCACUGAAGAGUCUGGGGAGGAGGGAACCAACAGUGAGAUUUCCUCUCCACCUGCCUGUCGUUCCCCAUCACCUGUGGCUAACACUGAGGCGUCUGUUAACCAGGACAUUGCGUAUUACCAAGCUCUGUCCGCCGAGGGGCUGCAGACAGAUGCUGCAAGAAUUGCCCCCAGUGCCGCUGUAUCCCAAGAGUUGUAUGAGCCAGGACUGGAGCCUUCAGCGACUGCCAGGCUGGGUGACUUACAACGUUCCUGGGAAACCUUAAAAAACGUGAUCAGUGAGAAACAGCGGACUCUCUAUGAAGCUUUGGAACGCCAGCAGAAGUACCAAGACUCUCUCCAGUCCGUCUCGACCAAAAUGGAGGCCAUGGAGAUGAAGCUAGGUGAGAGCCUCCAGCCCGGCCGGAGUCCAGAAAGCCAGAUGGCUGAGCACCAGUCUUCCCCACAGGCCCUGAUGGACGAGGUGCAGAUGCUGCAAGAUGAGAUCAAUGGGCUCCAGGCGUCUCUUGCGGAGGAGCUGGCGGCUGAGUCUCAGGAGUCGGACCCAGUGGAGCAGCUAGCCCUGCAGUCCACGCUCACUGUCCUGGCUGAGCGAAUGUCCACCAUCAGGAUGAAAGCGGCUGGCAAGCGGCAGAUUCUGGAGGAGAAGCUAAAUGAUCAGCUGGAGGAGCAGAGACAGGAGCAGGCCCUGCAGAGGUACCGCUGUGAGGCAGAUGAGCUGGACGACUGGCUGUUGAACACGAAGGCCACCCUGGAUGUUGCACUGGGUACCUCCCAGGAGCCCAUGGACAUGGAUGCCCAGCUGGUGGACUGCCAGAACAUGCUGGUGGAAAUAGAACAGAAAGUGGUGGCCCUGUCGCAGCUGUCUGUGCACAACGAGAACCUGCUGUUGGAAGGCAAGGCUCACAGGAAAGAUGAGGCAGAGCAGCUAGCGGUGAAGCUGAGGAGGCUCAAAGGGAGCCUUGUGGAGCUGCAGAGGACCCUGCACGACAGACAGCUCAACAUGCAGCAGGGAGCCACACAAGAGAAAGAGGAGAACGAUGUUGACUUCACGGACACUCAGAGCCCUGGAGUACAGGAAUGGCUGGCACAAGCCCGCAGCACAAGGACCCACCAGCGGCAGAGCAGCCUCCAGCAGCAAAAAAUAGAAAGCAGUGACGGUGACAGCGACCAUCAACAGCUCCCUGAAGUGACCACAAAGUUUGCAUUUGUGCAUGAGUUCGAACAGGAGCUGGCUGCACAGAAGAGCCUCCUCCGCUCAGUAGCUAGCCGCGGAGAGGAGAUUCUAACCCAGCAUUCCACUGCAGAUGGCUCAGGUGGCCUUGGUGAAAAGCCUGAUGUAUCAUCCCAGGAGUUGGGGACGGAAGGGGCAAAAUUGUCUGCCGAAGACCAGAUGAAAGUGAAGUGGGAAAGCCUGCAUCAAGAGUUCAGUGCCAAGCAGAAGUUGCUGCAGAAUGUUCUGGAACAGGAACAAGAACAAGUGCUUUACAGCAGUACAAACAGACUCCUGUCAGGGGUACUACCGUUCAGAGGGGAAGCACAGACUCAAGAUAAAUCUUCAGUGACGUCCUUGCUGGAUGGACUGAGCCAGGUUUUUGGAGAGGUGUCAUCACAGAGUGGAGGAACAGACAGACAGAGCAUUCACUUGGAGCAGAAGUUGUAUGAUGGAGUCUCAGCCACUUCAACCUGGUUGGAUGACGUCGAAGAGCGUUUAUUUGUGGCCACGGCACUUUUGUCAGAAGAAACAGAAGCUUGUCUCUUCAAACAGGAGGCUCUUGCCAAGGACAUUAAGGAAAUGUCUGAAGAAAUGGAUAAGAACAAGAACUUGUUUUCUCAAGCAUUCCCAGAGGACAGUGACAACCGGGAUGUCAUUGAAGAUACUCUGGGUUGUCUUUUGGGUCGAUUAUCCCUGCUGGAUUCAGUAGUGGAUCAGCGAUGUCAUCAGAUGAAGGAAAGACUCCAGCAAAUCCUCAGUUUCCAGAAUGACCUGAAGGUGUUGUUUACAUCAUUAGCUGACAACAAAUACAUCAUUCUGCAGAAGCUGGCAAAUGUGUUGGAACAGCCCAUCAUGGAACAGAUGCAGGCCAUCCAACAGGCUGAAGAAGGACUGAGGGAGCUCGAGGGUGGAAUCUCUGAGUUGAAACGGCGGGCUGACAAGUUGCAAGUGGAACAGUCUGCUCUGCAAGAACUCUCCAAGCUCCAGGACAUGUAUGAUGAGUUAUUGGUAACUAUCAGCUCCCGGAGGAGCUGCCUCCACCAGAACCUUGCUCUCAAGAGUCAGUAUGAUAAGGCUCUGCAAGAUCUGGUAGACCUGCUGGACACUGGGCAGGAGAAGAUGGCAGGGGACCAGAAGAUCAUUGUAUCCUCCAAAGAAGAAAUUCAGCAACUGCUCGGCAAGCACAAGGAAUACUUCCAGAGCCUUGAAUCGCACAUGAUUUUGACUGAAAUACUCUUCAGAAAAAUCGCUGGCUUUGCAGUUGUGAAGGAAACUCAGUUCCACACGGACCGCAUGGCUCAGGCCUCUGCUGUGUUGAAGCAGGCUCACAAGAGAGGGGUGGAGCUUGAGUACAUCCUAGAGAUGUGGUCCCACCUGGAUGAGAAUCGCCAGGAGCUCAGCAGACAGCUGGAGGUGAUAGAAAACAGCAUCCCAAGUGUGGGCCUGGUAGAGGAGAGCGAGGACAGACUCGUGGAAAGGACAAGUCUCUACCAGCAUUUAAAAUCCAGCCUUAAUGAAUACCAGCCCAAACUGUGUCAAGUGCUAGAUGAUGGGAAGCGCCUUUUGAUGUCUGUCAGUUGUUCAGAGCUUGAAGCUCAGCUAAAUCAGCUGGGAGAGCGCUGGCUCAGUAAUACGAACAGAGUGUCCAAGGAACUGCAUAGGCUGGAGACCACACUGAAACACUGGACCAGGUAUCAAAGUGAAGCUGCAGAUCUGAUUCACUGGCUACAAUCCGCAAAGGAUAGGCUGGCGUUUUGGACUCAGCAGUCUGUGACGGUUCCACAAGAACUGGAAAUGGUCCGGGAUCAUCUCAAUGCUUUCCUGGAGUUCUCUAAAGAAGUGGAUGCCAAGUCGUCCCUCAAGUCGUCAGUCACCAGCACAGGCAAUCAGCUUCUUCGAUUAAAGAAAGUGGACACAGCUGCCCUGCGUGCUGAGCUGUCACGCAUGGACAGCCAGUGGACUGACCUACUGACAGGCAUUCCUGUGGUGCAGGAGAAGCUCCAUCAGCUCCAGAUGGAUAAGCUGCCUUCCCGCCAUGCCAUUUCUGAGGUCAUGAGUUGGAUCUCACUCAUGGAAAGUGUCAUCCUGAAGGAUGAAGAGGACAUUAAAAAUGCCAUCGGUUACAAGGCAAUCCAUGAAUACCUUCAGAAAUACAAGGGUUUCAAGAUAGACCUGAACUGCAAGCAGCUGACGGCAGACUUCGUGAACCAGUCAGUGCUCCAGAUCAGUAGUCAGGAUGUGGAGAGCAAGCGCAGUGACAAGACAGAUUUUGCUGAGCAGCUGGGAGCAAUGAAUAAAAGCUGGCAGCUCUUGCAGGGUCGAGUGGGUGAGAAGAUCCAGAUGUUGGAAGGCUUGUUGGAGUCGUGGUCAGAGUAUGAAAACAGCGUACAGUCUCUGAAAGCUUGGUUUGCAAAGCAGGAGAGGAAGCUAAAAGAGCAGCAUCCCAUUGGUGAUCAGAAUUCUGUUCAGAAUGUGCUGAAGGACUGUCAGGAGCUGGAAGAUUUGAUUAAAGCAAAAGAAAAGGAGGUAGAGAAAAUUGAGCAGAAUGGACUCGCAUUGAUUCAGAACAAGAGAGAGGAGGUCUCUGGCAGUGUUUUGAGCACACUUCAGGAACUCAGGCAGACCUGGGCCAGUUUAGACCACACGGUUGGACAAUUAAAGAUACAGCUGACAUCAGCCCUUGGGCAGUGGAGCAGUCACAAAGCAGCCUGUGAGAAGAUCAACAGUCACAUCAUGGAGGCCAGGUACUCGCUGUCCCGAUUCCGUCUGCUGACAGGUUCCUCCGAAGCCGUACAAGUUCAGGUCGACAAUCUUCAGAAUCUUCAUGAUGAGCUAGAAAAGCAGGAAGGAGACUUACAGAAAUUCGGCUCUAUCACCAACCAACUACUGAAGGAGUGUCACCCACCUGUGGCAGAAACCCUCUCCAAUACUCUGCAGGAAGUCAAUAUGAGAUGGGAUAACUUACUGGAAGAAAUCGCUGAACAGCUCCACUCCAGCAAGGCCCUCCUUCAGCUCUGGCAGAGAUACAAGGACUACUCAAAGCAGUGUGCCUCUGCAGUCCAGAGACAAGAGGAACAGACCAGUGCAUUGUUAAAGGCAGCCACUAACAAGGAUAUCGCCGACGAUGAAGUCACCAAGUGGAUUCAGGACUGCAAUGACCUUCUCAAGGGACUGGAGACAGUCAAGGACUCGCUUUUCAUCCUCCGUGAAUUAGGAGAGCAGCUUGGGCAGCAGGUGGAUGCUUCUGCAGCUGCAGCCAUUCAGUGUGAGCAGCUCUGCUUCAGCCAGCGCAUGGAGGCCCUGGAGCAGGCACUUUGCAAGCAGCAAGCGGUAUUGCAGGCUGGAGUUGUUGACUAUGAAACAUUUGCCAAGAGCUUAGAAGCCUUAGAGGCCUGGAUCGUGGAAGCCGAGGGCAUCCUCCAAGCGCAGGAUCCCACUCACUCCUCCGACCUCUCUACUAUCCAGGAAAGGAUGGAGGAACUGAAGGGACAGAUGCUUAAGUUCAGCAGCAUGGCUCCUGAUUUAGACCGCCUCAAUGAGUUGGGGUACCGGUUACCCUUGAAUGACAAGGAGAUCAAGAGGAUGCAGAGCCUGAACCGUCACUGGUCUCUGACCUCCUCUCAGACCACAGAAAGAUUCAGCAAGCUGCAGUCAUUCUUGCUUCAGCACCAGACUUUCUUGGAAAAGUGUGAGACGUGGAUGGAAUUCCUGGUUCAGACAGAGCACAAGUUGGCAGUGGAGAUCUCAGGCAAUUACCAGCAUCUUUUGGAGCAGCAGAGAGCGCAUGAGCUUUUUCAAGCCGAGAUGUUCAGCCGCCAGCAGAUCCUCCACUCCAUCAUUGUUGAUGGGCAGAAUCUUCUAGAACAAGGUCAAGUUGAUGACAGAGAAGAGUUCAGCCUGAAGUUGACCCUCCUCAGUAACCAGUGGCAGGGAGUGAUUCGCAGAGCCCAGCAGAGAAGAGGGAUUAUUGACAGUCAGAUUCGCCAGUGGCAACGCUACAGGGAAAUGUCAGAGAAGCUUCGUAAAUGGUUGGCUGAGGUGUCUCAUCUGCCCCUGAGUGGUCUUGGGAACAUCCCAGUACCACUGCAACAAGUGAGGACACUCUUUGAUGAGGUGCAGUUCAAAGAGAAGGUGUUUCUGCGCCAGCAAGGGAGCUACAUCCUGACGGUGGAGGCUGGCAAGCAGCUCCUGCUCUCCGCAGACAGUGGCGCCAAAGCUGCCUUACAGGCUGAGCUCACAGACAUCCAAGAGAAGUGGAAGGCAGCCAGCAUGCACCUGGAGGAGCAGAAGAAAAAGCUGGCUUUCUUGUUGAAAGACUGGGAAAAAUGUGAGAGAGGGAUAGCCCGUUCUCUGGAGAAGCUCCGAAUGUUCAAAAAGAGGUUAUCUCAGCCUCUACCUGACCACCAUGAGGAACUCCACACAGAACAGAUGCGGUGUAAGGAACUGGAAAACACGGUUGGGAGGUGGACAGAUGACCUGGCAGAGCUGGUGAUGCUGAGGGAUGCCCUGGCUGUCUACCUCAGUGCCGAGGACAUCUCCAUCCUGAAGGAACGAGUGGAGCUUCUGCAAAGGCAGUGGGAAGAGCUUUGUCACCAGGUCUCCCUGAGAAGACAGCAAGUGAGUGAGCGUCUGAACGAAUGGGCCGUCUUCAGCGAAAAGAACAAGGAACUGUGUGAGUGGCUCACCCAGAUGGAGAGCAAAGUCUCUCAGAAUGGAGACAUCCUCAUCGAAGAGAUGAUAGAAAAACUCAAGAAGGAUUAUCAAGAGGAAAUUGCUGUUGCCCAAGAGAACAAAAUCCAGCUCCAGCAAAUGGGAGAACGGCUCGCUAAAGCCAGCCACGAGAGCAAAGCCUCUGAGAUUCAGUACAAGCUCAGGAAAGUGAACGACAGGUGGCAGCAUCUCCUGGAUCUCAUUGCAGCUAGGGUGAAGAAGCUAAAGGAGACCCUGGUGGCUGUGCAGCAGCUGGACAAGAACAUGGGCAGCCUUAGGACUUGGCUGGCCCACAUGGAGUCAGAGUUGGCCAAGCCUAUAGUCUAUGAUUCUUGUGACUCCGAAGAAAUACAGAGGAAACUGAGUGAGCAGCAGGAGCUUCAGAGAGACAUCGAGAAACACAGCACAGGUGUUGCCUCUGUCCUCAACCUGUGUGAGGUCCUGCUGCAUGACUGUGAUGCCUGUGCCACAGAUGCCGAGUGCGACUCCAUCCAGCAGGCUACUCGCAACCUGGACCGUCGGUGGAGGAACAUCUGCGCAAUGUCCAUGGAGAGGAGACUCAAAAUUGAAGAGACGUGGCGACUGUGGCAGAAGUUUCUGGAUGACUAUUCUCGUUUUGAAGACUGGCUAGAGGUUUCUGAGAGGACGGCUGCAUUCCCCAGUUCUUCCGGGGUGCUCUACACCGUUGCCAAGGAGGAGCUGAAGAAGUUUGAGGCUUUCCAGCGGCAGGUUCAUGAGAGCCUGACCCAGCUAGAGCUUAUCAACAAACAGUACAGGCGCCUGGCCAGAGAGAAUCGCACAGACUCCGCCUGCAGCCUCAGGCAGAUGGUCCAUGGAGGCAACCAGAGAUGGGACGACCUACAGAAGCGGGUCACCUCCAUCUUGCGCAGGCUCAAGCAUUUCAUUAGUCAGCGUGAGGAGUUCGAGACUGCCCGGGACAGCAUUCUCGUCUGGCUCACAGAGAUGGAUCUGCAGCUCACCAAUAUUGAACAUUUUUCUGAAUGUGACGUUCAAGCUAAAAUAAAACAACUCAAGGCUUUCCAACAGGAGAUCUCACUGAACCACAAUAAGAUCGAGCAGAUCAUUGCCCAGGGGGAGCAGCUGAUAGAGAAGAGUGAGCCACUGGAUGCCGCUGUCAUUGAGGAGGAACUGGACGAACUCAGACGCUACUGCCACGAGGUCUUUGGACGUGUGGAAAGAUAUCACAAGAAACUGAUCCGCCUGCCUCUACCAGAUGACCUUGACCUCUCUGAUCGAGAGCUAGAUCUCGAAGACUCCACGGCUCUUUCAGACCUCCGCUGGCAGGACCCCUCUGCAGAUGGCAUGCCCUCCCCACAGCCUUCUUCCAACCCCUCCCUCUCCCUUCCUCAGCCCCUCCGGAGUGAGCGGUCAGGGAGAGAUACCCCAGCCAGCGUGGACUCCAUCCCCCUGGAAUGGGACCACGAUUAUGACCUCAGUCGAGACCUGGAGUCAGCAUCUCGAACUCUGCCCUCAGAAGACGAAGAAGGCGAGGAAGACAAGGAGUUCUACCUCAGGGGAGCUGUUGGCUUGUCAGAUGUAGUGAUCCCCGAGAACCCCGAGGCCUAUGUAAAUCUCACAGAAAAUGCAAUCAGAAAUACGUCUGGGGAUCCCAGCUCAUUGGAGUCACAGAUGAGGCAACUGGACAAAGCCCUGGAUGACAGCCGCUUCCAGAUACAGCAAACCGCAAAUGUCCUCAGAAGCAAAACUCCCACAGGGCCAGACCUGGAGACCAGCUAUCAGGGCUACAUGAAGCUGCUGGGUGAAUGCAGCGGCAGCAUAGAUUCCGUGAGGAGACUGGAGCACAAGCUGACGGAGGAAGAGAGCUUUCCUGGCUUCGUUAACCUCAACAGCACAGAGACUCAGACAGCUGGUGUGAUUGACCGCUGGGAGCUCCUGCAGGCCCAGACAAUGAGCAAGGAGUUGAGGAUGAAGCAGAACCUUCAGAAAUGGCAGCAGUUUAAUUCCGACCUCAACAACAUCUGGGCCUGGCUAGGAGAGACCGAGGAGGAACUGGACAGGCUCCAGCACCUGGCACUCAGCACCGACAUCAACACCAUUGAGUCUCACAUCAAAAAGCUCAAGGAGCUCCAGAAAGCCGUGGACCACCGCAAAGCCAUCAUCCUCUCCAUUAACCUCUGCAGCUCUGAGUUCACCCAGACCGACAGCAAAGAGAGUCAUGACUUGCAGGAUCGUUUAUCCCAGAUAAAUGGAAGAUGGGACCGAGUGUGCUCUCUGCUGGAGGACUGGAGAGGCAUGCUACAGGCUGCGCUGAUGCAAUGCCAGGAGUUCCAUGAAAUGAGCCACGCUUUGCUUCUCAUGCUAGAAAACAUUGACAGAAGGAAAAAUGAAAUUGUCCCAAUUGAUUCAACCCUUGACCCAGAGACACUUCAGGACCAUCACAAGCAACUCAUGCAAAUAAAGCAAGAGCUUCUGAAGUCCCAGCUCAGAGUGGCCUCACUACAAGACAUGUCUCGCCAACUCUUGGUGAAUGCUGAGGGUUCAGAUUGUCUAGAAGCCAAAGAAAAAGUCCACGUGAUUGGAAACCGGCUCAAACUUCUGCUGAAGGAGGUCAGCCAUCAUAUCAAGGAUCUGGAGAAGUUACUAGACAUGUCAAGCAGUCAGCAGGAUUUGUCUUCAUGGUCUUCUGCAGAUGAGCUGGACACCUCAGGAUCCGUGAGUCCCACAUCCGGAAGAAGUACCCCAAACAGACAGAAAUCGCCACGAGGCAAAUGUAGUCUCUCACAGCCUGGACCCUCUGUCAGCAGCCCAAAGAGCAGGUCCACAAACGGUGGCUCCGAUUCCUCCCUUUCUGAACCCAGGCCAUCACAGGUGGGUCGAGGUUUCCUGUUCCGGGUCCUCCGGGCAGCUCUUCCCUUUCAGCUGCUCCUGCUGCUGCUGCUUAUCGGACUCACCUGCCUUGUACCCCUGUCGGAGAAAGACUAUAGCUGUGCCCUCUCCAACAACUUUGCUCGAUCUUUCCAUCUGAUGCUCAGAUAUACCAACGGUCCUCCUCCACUCUGAAGCUAGCAGACGGCCCAGCACAAGCCCAGGCUGUCAGAGAAGACGUGAUCUUGGCAGAGGUCCUCAUAUGGCAGCUUCAGUUCUCCAUACCCUGUGUGUAAAAAAGAAAAAAGAAAAAACAAAAAACAAAAACUGAGCCUUCGGAUAUGGACGGUAAACAAAAGGAGGCGCACAACCAUGGGAUUGGUACCGUGUCAUGUGACACUCUGAGCCUUAAUACUAAAGAAAUUAAGUUAAGGAGAUGUAGUGUUCCCUGGACCCAUGAAGUCUGGGCCUUUGGCAUAGCCAAUGGCUCUCUUUACUGGGCCAUCUGGGCAGCUUUCCUAUGGUGCUGCUCGAUCAACCCAAAAGCCCCUCCUCCAGGCACCAUGUCAGUAUCGUACAAUCUACCAGCGCACCCCUGCUGGAAGGCAGCUUCCUUUCUGUCUUGUUUUCUUUGGGGCAUGAUGUUUCAAUGUUGCUUUAGAGGCACAGGCUGUAAAUCUUGAAAAGCACUUUUUUUUUUUUUACAAAAAAAAAAGUAUAAAGAAAGUCUGGAUGUAAGAAAUAAAAUCAUGGAAAGCUUUAUGUGAAGAAAAUUGAAUGUUAUAGUAUAAAAAAGAUAUUUAUGUAUGUACAGUUUGCUAAAGCCAAGUUUUUGUUUGUCGAUUUCUUUGCAUUUAUUAUAGACACUAUAAAGAA